AUGACAAUUCCUAAGUACAGUAAUGUCAGCAGCUUCUUCUUCAUUUUGAUGGAUCUCCCAGGCCUGGAGACUGCUCACUGCUGGACAGCUAUUCCUAUUUGCUGUAUCUAUGUUCUUUCUGUGCUGGGGAACAUCACCAUAAUGCACAUUAUCAAGACAGUACCCAGCCUCCACACACCCAUGUACCUCUUUCUCUCCAUGCUUUCAAUGGCUGACUUGGGCCUCUCAGCUUCCACACUGCCUUCCAUGGUAGCUGUCUUCAUCCUGGGCCAGAGGAAGAUAGGAGAUGCAGCCUGCUUUACACAGCUCUUCUUCAUCCACACAUUCUCGGUCAUUGAAUCAGCUGUUCUGCUGGCUAUGGCUUUUGACCGCUGUGUGGCUAUCAGAGAGCCCUUGCGUUAUGCUACCAUUCUCACAUCCAAACGUAUUGCAACCAUUGGGCUGGCCAUUGUGACCCGCAGUGCUGCCCUCCACAUGCCCCUGCCUGUGCUACUUGGAAGACUACAAUUUGAGCAUGUGAGUACUCUGUCUCAUUCCUACUGUGUUCAUCCUGAUGUUCUAAGGCUGUCCACUUCCAGCACCCUUGUGAACAGUGGCUUUGGGCUCUUCGUAAUGCUCUCCACACUUGGGAUAGAUGCCGUACUCAUCCUCCUCUCCUAUGUGAUGAUCAUGAAGACAGUACUGAGCAUUGCUUCCAAUGCUGAACGACUCAAAGCUUUCAACACCUGCAUUUCCCACAUCUGUGCUGUACUACUAUUUUAUACUCCACUAGUUAGCCUCUCCGUCAUUCAUCGUUUUGGGAAAAAGAAGUUACCACCUCAAAUAUACAUGCUUCUCUCUUAUCUACAUUUCCUUAUGCCUCCAAUGCUCAACCCAAUUGUCUACAGUGUCAAAACCAAAGAGAUUCGCGUACGCAUUCUAAAAAUGCUUCACCCAAAAGCACUCUGA
Molecule: messenger RNA, 948 nt
Organism: Lepus europaeus (European hare)
Lineage: Eukaryota; Metazoa; Chordata; Mammalia; Lagomorpha; Leporidae
Product: olfactory receptor 51G2-like
Exons: 1
Coding region: 1-948 (315 amino acids)
Biological process (GO): G protein-coupled receptor signaling pathway
Cellular component (GO): membrane
Molecular function (GO): G protein-coupled receptor activity; olfactory receptor activity
Source: RefSeq, a predicted model, not a curated record